This is a messenger RNA of Physella acuta, 1003 nucleotides long. RefSeq names its product peroxiredoxin-like 2C. NCBI's taxonomy places the organism in Eukaryota, Metazoa, Mollusca, Gastropoda, Physidae. The record is from RefSeq and is a predicted model, not a curated record.
AUCAUAAAAAUGUCUACUCAAACUACAUAUUCCCCAAGUACAUUCGUAGAUCUUAACUUAAACCAUACACAGACAUUAAACAGUGAAGAUAAUUAUAGUAAGCAAGUAAACUUGGACAACCCAUUUGACAUUGUUGAAAAAGAUAGACACCAGCUGGAGGAUGUUAAUUUGUUAUCAAUUUCACGUGGAGAACGUCCGGAGGCAGAUAUUAAUUGGGCCAGGCUUAAAAGCUUAUAUGUUUUUGAUGAAGAUGGGAAUAAAAUUAAGUUCACAGACAUAUACAGCGAGCAAAAAACUAUUGUGAUAUUAAUAAGGCAUUUUUUAGAUUUUAUAACCAAGGAAUAUGUUGAAGACAUUGCGCUGAUUCCAUUAGAAUAUCUUCAGAGAGCAAAUGUAAAUCUUGUGGUCAUAGGUCCAGCACCACACAAGUUUAUCAAGUCCUUUAAAAGUCUAACUGGACUCUCACACAGAUUGUAUGUGGACCCUGACAGAGAAGUUUACAAAGCACUGAGCUGCACUGAUAAGUUGAUAACUGGAUCUUUAGAAAAAAGCAAGCACAUAAAAUCUGGGUUUUUCUCUGGAAUGUUGAGUAGUGUGUGGAGGGCUAUGACAGCACAGAGUAAACAGUUCCAAGGGGACGUCACCCAGCAGGGUGGCACAUAUUUACUUGGUCCAGGGGACGUGUGCCAUUUCAGUCACAUUGAUCAAAACUCAGCUGACCAUUGCUCUCUUAAUGAAAUACUCACUCAAGCCAAUGUGACCAAUGUGAGUUUUCCUAAAGACCCCAGGGUUCUAACAAUAUAACUACUCAUCAUCAUCCAACUUUAAGCUUUUCAUUCAGACGUAAUACUUCAACUUUAGGAGUAAUGUCAGUUAUAUUAUAAGAAAUAAUAAAAAUACUAGUGCCAUUAUUCAUUUGUUACAUUUGAGUGUAUUAAAUGCUUUUUAAGCAUGCUAUUUCAUUAUGUACAUUAUCUUUUUAAAUUGUGAUAAUAAAAUAAGU